Messenger RNA from Anoplopoma fimbria (sablefish), 915 nucleotides. It is a transcript of the gene cldn1, whose product is annotated as claudin 1. The coding region runs from base 1 to 636 and encodes 211 amino acids. Gene Ontology annotation, biological process: cell adhesion; bicellular tight junction assembly. Gene Ontology annotation, molecular function: structural molecule activity. Gene Ontology annotation, cellular component: plasma membrane; bicellular tight junction. Lineage: Eukaryota; Metazoa; Chordata; Actinopteri; Perciformes; Anoplopomatidae. The record is from RefSeq and is a predicted model, not a curated record. The transcript is spliced from 4 exons.
AUGGCAAAUUCAGGUAUACAGCUUCUUGGGUUCACGUUGGCCUUCCUGGGCUUCAUUGGUUCGAUAGCAUCCACAGUAAUGGUGGAAUGGAAAGCCUCGUCUUAUGCAGGAGACAACAUCAUCACAGCUCAGUCGAUGUUUGAAGGGCUUUGGAAGACCUGUGCAUCACAGAGCACCGGUCAAGUUCAGUGUAAAGUGUACGAUUCACUUCUACAACUACCAGGGAUUGUACAGGGAACACGAGGACUGAUGCUUAGCUCCAUCAUGCUGAGCUUUAUUUCUAUCUUGGUGGAACUGGUGGGCAUGAGGUGCACCACCUGUAUGGCAGAUCAACCGGAGCAGAAGGACAAAGUGGCUCUAGUUGGAGGAGUUAUCUUCAUUAUCGCUGGUCUGCUUGCUCUAGUGGGAACGUCUUGGUAUGGCCAUAGAAUAGCCGCAGAGUUCUACGACCCAUUCACUCCGACUAAUUCCAGAUAUGAAUUCGGGAGUGCCCUGUUUGUUGGAUGGGGAGCUGCCUGUCUCAUCAUCAUAGGAGGGAGCUUCCUGUGCUGCAACUGCUCCAGCAAGGGCUCAGGGAAAUCUCCCCGCUACCCAGCAUCCAGCUCUGCAGGCCAGCCGGGCAGGGACUACGUCUAGGACAAUCACUCCAUCCAGCCUCCACGGAAGAACACGGCUUUGCAGGGAAUUUUCUUAUUUCAUUCAGAUUUCUAUUUCUGUGUCUUAAUGUUUUGCAAUGUGUAUAUUUGCAGGUGUUAUUUUUUGGUGUAUGUUUAUAUUUGUUGGGAUAUACACCAAAUACUUGGCAUCCCUAAAGUACUGAAGGGAACUCACACAAAUUAACAAUAGCAAUUAAUAUUUAAGAACAGCUUUAACCCAUUCAAUAGAAAUCUGCUUAGUGUGUGACAGUUGUAUUUU